AUGCAACCGUCCAUCAAUAGUCUGGCUACUCUGUUUGGGAUAGCGGCAGUGUCGCUUGCUAGUGGAUACUACCUAGGACAGGUGAGCACCACCGGCCCUCUGAAGAAGCAUCAUGUCAAAGACAUUCUGAAAAGGUGUAAAGCCAAAGCAAAAAAGGAACAGGAAAUGCAAGGGAGUGACAGCGAAGGCUACGAAGAUGGGGACGAUGAAGAGGAUGAAGAAGAUGAGGUUGAAAUCAACUCUUUGUCUCUGAACGAUAUUCCCGGCGAAGUGCGAAUGGCACUAGUAAUUCGUCAGGAUUUAGGCAUGCAGAAAGGUAAGGUCGCAGCUCAAUGCUGCCAUGCUGCACUGGCAUGCUAUCGCUUGAUAGCCACUGACCCAAGCCGCGAGUCUUACAAUUUGCCAUUGACAGAGAGGUGGCUCAGUCAUGGCCAAGCUAAGAUAACCUUGAAAUGCCCUGACAAGGAAACAAUGGACGAACUGUUCGCUAAGGCUCUAUCUCUGGGCGUCAAUUCCUAUGUGGUACAUGAUGCGGGAAGGACUCAAAUAGCAGCUGGCAGUGCGACAGUGCUCGGGCUGGGGCCUGCGCCAAAGGCAGUUCUGGAUCAAAUCACAGGCGAAUUAAAGCUAUACUAA
Messenger RNA from Lachancea thermotolerans CBS 6340, 636 nucleotides. It is a transcript of the gene PTH2, whose product is annotated as aminoacyl-tRNA hydrolase. NCBI's taxonomy places the organism in Eukaryota, Fungi, Ascomycota, Saccharomycetes, Saccharomycetales, Saccharomycetaceae. The record is from RefSeq and is a predicted model, not a curated record. Gene Ontology annotation, molecular function: peptidyl-tRNA hydrolase activity. Bases 1 to 636 code for a protein of 211 amino acids. The transcript has a single exon. Gene Ontology annotation, cellular component: cytosol; mitochondrion.